Molecule: messenger RNA, 4375 nt
Organism: Hyla sarda
Lineage: Eukaryota; Metazoa; Chordata; Amphibia; Anura; Hylidae
Gene: QRICH2
Product: glutamine rich 2
Exons: 17
Coding region: 226-2658 (810 amino acids)
Source: RefSeq, a predicted model, not a curated record
GUACAGAAGCCAGGAUGUCAGGGUUUUGCGGGUCACAGCGCCCCCCCCGAGUCAUGGUGGAGCACAGCGCUGGUAGUAAGGAGCUCUCUGCGCUAGGAGCAAUAGGCUGUUGAAGUUCCGUUCUCUUCGGUCACCCAGCAGCAGGGGGCGCCAGACACUGUGGGAUAGGUAACUAGGUGUGGCGUUCUGAGAGGACUCGGGAGUCCUGGUGCUGCAGCUCAGAGGAUGGAGAGGACUGGGAUGGAGGCAGGAGCCGUCUGUCUGCACGAAUUGGCCAAUUUGGCUAUUGGGCCACCAGAAGUCGGGGCAGUGAACUUCAGCGCCCUGCACACUCUCCUUCAUGCUAUUAUUAGGCAUCUGCACAUCCAGGAGGGCAGCUGGGGGCCCCAAGGCGGCACCGGGCAGAGACCACCAUCAGGGGGCGUCCUGGAGAAGGGGCAGAAGGACAGCAUGGAGGGCAGGCUCCUGCAGGUAGAGCAGCAGCUGGAGGCGCUAAACUACUUUCCCUCUGGGGCAGAACUGAUUGAAAUGAGCAAAUCCGGCCAGCAGGGCGGCAGCAGCACACUGAGGGACGUGUGGCAGAUGAUGCAGCUGAAGAGGAGACUGGAGGUCAAUGAGGAAGGAGUGUGCAAGGCGAUGUCAGUGCUGCAGGACCUCAUGUCGGAGGUCAAUACCCUGAAAGAGUCACACCGUGACGUACAAGACCAGAUACAGAAAGAGACUGCAGGGCUGGAGACCCGGCAGCAACUUGAGCAAAAGCACAAAGAUGUGACAUCAGAGGAAAGCCUACAGAUAGAGCUGGAAUUUCUGAAGAAUCAGAUGAAAGAAGUGGAAGAAAAGAUGGAAAUUUUCAAUGAGAGUUUGACAAAAUGCCCAGGAAUUAAGGCUGGUGACAGCAGUCCUGUGUCUGAACCUACACAAGAUACUGAUGGACACGUAUUGGACGUUUCUCAGACCACGCUACCUCUGACACAGGGGUCCAAUCAGGCUAAAGACUCAGCUCUCUCUGUAGAGGCCCCAUAUGUUACUAUGGAUCGUAUGGUAGCAGAUAUAUUGCAGGACGCUCAGAUGGAGGAAUCAGAACAAGCAUAUGAAAGAGAAUUAACCCAUGCUCACCCUGGGGCCCCUGUGCCUCACAAUACGGGGACUAACUGUUCUGUUAGUUGUAUGAAUGUCGCUCCUGGGACUCCUGAAAUAAACCCUUCACUUUUACCUGCAUCUACGUCUCAGGAACUUGCAAUGCUUUAUACAAGAGUAGAUGCCCUAGAGAGGGACAAGGCCGACCGUACUGAACUUGGACUUCUGCAGAAAAAUGCAGAUAACACCGCCAUGAAGUUGAGCAGGCUGAAUAGAGAGACGCAAAACACUGAUCGGAGAUUAAAGGACCUGACAGGGCUCUCACAUCAUAGUGACCAGACGUUGGAAGUAACCAGCCUUAGUGCUACUAUUCAAGACAUUGAGAAGGAUCUAAGUGAACAGCGUAAAAGACAGAAGCAGGAAGAAGCCACCAAGGAGCAGUCAGUGGAUGAUAAACUGAUAUACCAACAAGAUCAGGAUGCAGAACUGUUUGGUCACAUCAAGAAAACAACGCUGCGGUUGCAAGAGGAGUGUGAGCAGCUGAGCAAAACCAUUGGCUCUUUAAUUCAGGACCAUGAGUUGAAACAGCAACACAUAGAUAUCCUUUACCAGACAGUGGAGAAUCUGGACAAGAACAAAGUAGACAAAGAACCCACUGGACUAGAGAUUGAUGUGAAAGCAGACAAGCGUGCACUGGAAAGUAAAGUGAGUCGCACACUUUUUGAUGCCACCACAGAACACCUAAGCGGAAUGAUACAGGAUCUGCUUUGUAAAGUGGGUGCUCAGGAGCAAGACUGGCAGAGACUGUUGCAGAAAAUCAACGUGGAGAUGGAAAAUAAACUGGACCGCAUAGAACUUGAGCCACUGAAGGGCAUCUUGGAGCAGUGCUGGACAGAUCUUCAGCGACAGCUGCAGCAACAUCCACCACAGUAUGAAGCUGAUGAGGCUGCUGGUAUCCGCAAGCAGCUGAUAAGAAGAUUUCACUGCAUCUCCUGUGACCGCACUGUGGAUAUGUUGGUGCCCGGCGCGGAGAUGUUAUCCAUCCCAAACAUUUCUGGUCUACCAGCCCAUCGUUCUAACCGGCCGUACACUGUGUUUGAACUUAACCAAAUCCGUCAACAGAGUCGUAGUGAUCGCUUACCACAACAAAGUGAUUUUGGAUAUACAUCUAGCUCCCGCAACUGUGGAGGAAGUCACACACUAACCUUUCCACAAAGACGCUAUUCUAGGCUGCAGGCCAGUACUCCGUGUACUGUGCAGAAGGAAGAAUUUGUGGCUGGUUUAAAAGAGGAGAUGUUUAUUCUAGGCCAGGACGGGCACAUCUAUCGCGGCAGAAGGGAAAACCAUUUGCCAUCCAUAAAGAAUAAAGAUGAAAGGAGAUCAACAGCUGCUCAACAGAGAUUUCAUGACUGUAACUUAAAUGGAGAAGAAUGUUUGUUUGGUUGUUCUUCAGCCACAAAUUCAGAUGUUCUUUACGGAGUUUCCAAGGCCCAUAUGAAAUUCACUCAGGGAUCUGAACAACCUUUACCUUCUAUUAAGAACAGCGUACUGCCUACUUCCAAUCAGAGUAAGUGGACAUAAAGAAGUUCAGUUAUCUUGUGGUAUCAACACUCAGAUGUGGUACAAAAACUCGUAGAAGUAGUUGUGGUGAAACUUACUCUUCAUAUAAUCUGGUGGGACAAUAUUAUUGAACUUUCAAAAACUUCAACCUAAGGAUUGAUUUACAUUUGUUGGAAGCUCCUUCACGGGUGCUUAAAUAUCUGCCGGAGAAAAAUAACUCCGCUUGCAGCACUUUUUUGGGUUUCAAACUCCAUACACUAUGAUGAAAUCUUACCAACUCCAUUAUACAGUGGGGCAAAAAAAUAGUUAGUCAGCCACCAACUGUGCAAAUUCUCACAAAGAUGAGAGAGGCCUGUCAUUUUCAUCAUAGGUAUACCUCAACUAUGAGAGACAUAAUGAGAUGGGGGGCCUAGUGAAUGACCUGCAGAGAGCUGGGUCCAAUGUAACAAAGGCUACCAUCAGUAACACACUAUGCCACCAAGGACUCAAAUCAUGCAAUACUACGUGUCCCCCUGCUUAUGCCAGUACAUAUCCGGGCCCGUCUGAAGUUAGCUAGAGAGCAUUUGGAUGAUCCAGAAGAGUAUUGGGAGAAUGUCAUAUGGUCAGAUGAAACCAAAGUAGAACUUUUUGGUAAAAACUCAAUUCGUCAUGUUUGGAGGAGAAAGAAUUCUCGGUUGCAUCCAAAGAACACCAUACCUACUGUGAAGCAUGGGGGGGUUGGAAACAUCAUGCUUUGGGGCUGUUUUUCUGCUAAGGGACCAGGACGACUGAGUGGCCUAGCCAGUCUCCAGAUCUCAACCCCAUAGAAAACCUUUGAAGGGAGUUGAAAGUCUGUGUUGCCCAGCGACAGCCCCAAAACAUCACUGCUCUAGAGGAGAUCUGCAUGAAGGAAUGGGCCAAAAUACCAGCAGAAGUGUGUGAAAACAGUGUGUGAUUUUAUGGAUUUUUUUUCUCAUUCUGUCUCUCAUAGUUGAGGUAUACCUAUGAUGAAAAUUACAGGCCUCUCUCAUCUUUUUAAGUGGGAGAACUUGCACAGUUGGUGGCUGACUAAAUACUUAAGUAGAUAGAUAAGAGUGCCGUUACUUUCUGUCAUGUGAUGGAUCUGGCAGUGUCAUCAUAGAAACAGAGAAACAAAAAUGCAAAUGACCACAUGCAAUAUUGUUGAAAUGAAAGUCUUUUUCUCCUUAAAGAACAGAAAGAUUUGCUCUUCUCAAGAGUAUUUCGACUUCCGGACUGCUUUUUCAUAGAAACAAAGUUUUUGUAAUAAAAGAGGAAGUUGCUUUUGGUAAAAUAUUAUCGAAAGUGAAAAACCCUGCAUAGGAAACCACUGAUACUAUAAAAAUGACUAACUAGUAAUAGUAUUCACAUUGUGAAUAGAAUAAGAAUAAGAGGUGCAGAGGUUUCAGUUGCACCCACACCUUGGAUAUCUAUUAUACUCCAUUAUGAGGAAGCCAGUAGUAAAAAGAUAUGUGAUAACUGGGGUCACAGAUUCUGCAUUGGGACCCAGGAGCUUCAAGUUAUCUCUGGGCUCAAACUGAUUGUCAAACUUUAUUUUUCUCACCUUUAUAUACAUAAUUACUUUGGUGGAUAAGAUUGUAUUUGCACAGGAUAUUCACUGCAGUAUGGUGGUUGGAACUCUGUUGUUUUGAACAACCACAAAGAGUAGCUUAAAAGGGUACUACGGUGGAAUUUUUUUCUUUUUUUUCUUUAAAUCAACUGGUGCCAGAAAGUUAAACAG